GGGCGGUAGCUUGCGCUACCUAGCCUUGACGUUUCUGGGAAGGCUUGUAAUAGAUGUUGAUGAAGGCUGUAGGACGUAUACUGUAUCCCUCCAAUAUACUCUAGUUAAAAUUAUGAAAAUUGCUAUGAUAUAUUUAUUUAAAAUAUUCGGAACACAUUUUUAUACGAAAGUUCGGCGACUUUGCUAUCAGACGGUGACUCAGUCGACAUUUUGUUUGGCAAUCUCCGCAGAAGUUUUCCCCCAAAUCCUGGCUCUUGCGUCGUUACGGCGUUGGACGCUGUCUCACGCCCGGUCUGAGUGAGUAAGAGACAACACACCCCACCCAGACCCACCAAUAUGAAUCGCCUCUUCGGCCGCGGCAAGGCGAAAGAGCCUCCGCCGAACCUAACCGACUGCAUCGCUGGCGUCGAUGGCCGCGCAGAGUCCGUCGACAAGAAGAUCUCUCGACUAGACGCCGAGCUCAAGAAGUACAAGGACCAAAUGGUCAAGAUGCGGGACGGGCCGGCCAAAAACAUGGUCAAGCAGAAGGCCAUGCGCGUCCUCAAACAGCGCAAAAUGUACGAACAGCAGCGCGACAACCUCAUGCAGCAGUCCUUCAACAUGGAGCAGGCAAACUUCGCGACGCAGACCCUGAAAGACACCAAGACCACGAUGGAGGCGAUGCGGCUGGGCGUGAAAGAGAUGAAGCGCGAAUACAAGAAGGUCAACAUCGACGACAUCGAGAACCUCCAGGACGACCUGGAAGACAUGCUCGACCAGGCCGGGGAGGUCCAGGAAGCCCUGGGGAGGAGCUACGGUAUGCCAGAGGUCGACGACGACGAGCUCGAAGCGGAGCUGAACGCCUUGGGAGACGAGAUCGCGCUGGACGAGGACACGUCUUAUUUGGACGAAGUCACCGCUCCGACCAUCCCCACGAAAGAACCGGGAGCUGAUAGCGUGCCCGCGACUCAGGGAGGCGUUCUCGUGGACGAGUUUGGGUUGCCCAAGAUUCCCGCAACCUAGGGUCCCUUUCCUGCUGUUGUUGCCUUCGUAGAGUGUUCCCCGGAUUUGUACGGCACUUACGAGAGUCUUUUGAUCGUAGUACUACCCUCACCACGAUUGUUGCACGUAUCAGCACUGUGGAGAUACGCUUGGCUUUACAUUACAAAUGUUUCCUAUGGUUGUUUCUUGUGCUCUCGCAAAAGUACACAUUUUGCGUUGCCGUCUUUUAUUCUGUACAUUAUUAUUAUUUUUACUUUCAGAGGUAUGCUGGAGCUCGUGUGUGCAUCUGUAACCUGCUUGGCGAGUUUACUGCUAAACUGUGUGCCGGUUGGCAAUUAAAACCACAUGUGCCCCACCCA
Molecule: messenger RNA, 1340 nt
Organism: Ixodes scapularis (black-legged tick)
Lineage: Eukaryota; Metazoa; Arthropoda; Arachnida; Ixodida; Ixodidae
Gene: Vps60
Product: charged multivesicular body protein 5
Exons: 1
Coding region: 337-1002 (221 amino acids)
Biological process (GO): vesicle budding from membrane; late endosome to vacuole transport via multivesicular body sorting pathway
Cellular component (GO): multivesicular body
Source: RefSeq, a predicted model, not a curated record